CCGAGCGGCCUUGGAGAGCGGACGUAGUUUAUUGCGAGGUUUGGGAGAAAUAAAUCAUUAUUAUUUUGUGUAUAAUAUAAUACUGUGGAUCUGUUACGGUCAGUUAGAGAUAUGUACUAUUAAAUUAAAUAAAAAUAAAACUGUAGCGUUGUUAAGUAAAAAAAAAGUCGCAGUGAGAAGUAAGUGGAAGCAGAAUGAGCGGAUCGCAGGUAGAAGUAACCGGACCCAAUGGCGCCGCAGGAGCCGUGCGCUGCCGCGAGUCCCGCUGCGAGCCCUCGGAGGAGCAGUACUGCCGGCUGGACGACGGGCUGGACCACCUCGCCGACUGCCACUACGCCAACUACCUGGAGACGCUGCGCCACCUGCAGGAGUACCAACCUUCCCGCAGCGCCGCCGCCGAGGAGCCGCAGUCGCAGGGCCCCGUCGUCACCGCCGACCGCAUGUGGUGCGCCACGGUCGUCGGCGUCGCGGAGCACCCGAGCGGCGCGACGCACGCCACGUACCGCGCAUGCGUGCCGCGGGACGGCGAGCGCUGCCGCGAGCUGAUGCAGCUGGCGACGGAGCGCAUGCGCGUGCACGCUCUGGGCGGCCACCAGGCCAAGGUGCGCGUCAACUGCACGCGUUGCUCCACGGACGCCUGCAACACGGCGGCGGGUCCUCACAACAUGGCGGCGUCAUUGCUGCCGCUGCUGCUGCUGCCGCUGUUGGCCGCCUGUCAUCCACAGUUUGCAGUCAUGGAUCAGUGAUGGCCGUGGAUGAUUCUUGUCUCCUGCGCACGUAGCCAGAAUUGGAUUACGAUUUGCCACUAGAACUUACACGUUUUUGUCAAUAAUAUUAAUAUUAAAAUAAAUAGAACAAGCCUUUUAAAAAUCCACUAAAAAUUAAAACUUAAACGUUUACUUCAUUAAAAAUCAGUCAUACAAAGCAAUGAUAAAUGCCAUAACCUCGAAACCAUACCAUAGCUGAGUCAACAAAGAAACACUAGUUUUUUUUACAAUUCUAUUAGAAAAUAAUCCAACCGUUGAAUGUUGGGACCACAAAGUUUUUCACUGCGCAGCUUGUGCGCGCAUUAUUCAUUCAUACUCAGUCUAUGCACGAUUAAUGCCACGAUUACAGGAAUUAUUCAUAAAUAAAAUUAUAUGGCGUUUACCGCACGCGCAGUCCCCACAGAAGAAUUUUUUUUUUUUGCCCAGUAUUGAACGGCUUUUUUUGCCACUAUAACGGUCAAAAAACGCGUGUGAUACGAUGUAAGGAACCGGCCACUUUGUUGAGGUUACUUAACUCGCAUCACUUAGAAUGUCUUGGUUCCGAUGCCGUUGUGCUUUUAAAUGAAUCAAUUGGGAAAUUACCGCUUAAUAAUUUUCAUUAAUAUUAACAUAAGCGUGUAUGUGAUGGAGUAUCAUUUGUAAACAAACUUGCAUGGCAUGUUCACAACUUUUUUAAGUUUGGCAGGUCUGUUGAAUUGUAAACCAGAGUUGGAGCCAUGCGUAGAAGACAAGAAUCGAGCCAUAACAUAUCACUUGUCUUUUUUUUUUUUUUGCAGCAACUUUGUAAAGUACAUACAAGUCCAAGCUGAUCGUUUCGGAGUUAAUAUCUGGCAGUCCUUCCUGUACAAAAGUAAAUAAAAUUAUAUUUCUAGCAUAACCUCUCUUGCAUCUGUUUGAACUGACAGCAUAUUGUCACAAGUAGCUUCGUAUUCCAAAACUUUUGACUAAAAUUUGACUCGUGCUCAGAUUUUCAGGAAUACAGUAGACGAAAGCAGAUUUAUUAUUUCAUUAGACGAUUCGACAAACAACAUGACUUGUCUUUUAAUUCGGAACUUAACGCUACCUUUGUUCAUUAUAUCAAUCGUAAAGAACAUAUUGAAUUUAAUGUGCUAUCACAAGAGAAGUGUAACGACUAAACACUAACUAAAGCUUUCUUUGUCCCUUCAUAUGCAACACGGCAUUGCAAUUGCGUUUAUUUCAAAGUGCAAAACAAUAGGAAAACAGUUUCAUACAGUUACUAAACUUAUUGUAAAUGUGGUUAUAAAUAAAGAAAACACUAUGCUUACGCUUAUCAGUAUUCACUGUAGGAUUGUUUUGUAUAGAACUUGUCGUUUAGUUCGUGAUACAUAUUGUGACUACAGAUCCCUUGAUGUCACUAAAACUAGAAUAUGUAAUACGACUUUUGGCUGAAGUAAUUAUUAUUAAAGUUUCUAUGCUCCCUUAAAAAUAAAUAUAAAAACAAACUAAAAAUACAAACUAAUGAGAUGAGAGCAAUAACAUCUAGAAAGUGAUAUUUUGUAAGGUAAUAUCACAUAAUAUUACUGUAAUAGGAUUUUUUUUUUUGCGUCAGAAACAAAUUAGGGUUACUCAGAACAUUAUCGAAUACAGGUAGCUACCCUUGAGUUCUAUCACUUUAAAUAAGUGAUUAUAAUUGAAAAAUGUAAGGCUAAUUGUACAGUUUGCUUUGUGUAAUACUUCAAAGUUAACCGUUGACAUUAAAUAUGUAUGUACGUUUAAUUUAAUAUGCGUGUGGUAGCGCCUGUACGAUAUGCAGCCAGUAUCGCUGCUUUACAUGAACGUGUAGCUUACGUUCAAGGGGUCGCAUUAGGAAACGAAACAAGUAAAAUGGUUCCCUGCAACCUUGACGUAAUUUUUACUGGUGGAAAUAUUAAAACUGUUUGGGUAUAAAGCACGGUUUUAAACAUUAUAGCACCCACAACCUGUGAGGUUUCUUUACUGCCGCUGUAGUUGGCUAUAAAUAUUUAUUCUCCCUUGUGACACGACAUUUGAUUGUAGGUUAACCCCAGCUUAUAAACUACGUGUACUGAUGUGCUGAUGUACUGAUGAGUUAAAUGCAAACAUCGAAGUUCAUGGUGCCUCUGCAAACUCUCGGCCAAGUCACUCAAGGAGUGUGUUUUACCUCCCCAUCUGAGAUCCACUAACAUGAACCCUAAUCGAUGUCUGCCGUCAUGACACCGUUAUGUCUUUAUUCUCAGCGAGCAACGGAAGUUGUGAGACACUAGCAAAAAAUUCACAAUGUUUUCACUAUAAAAUAUUUUAUGACGUAAUGUAUUUUGACAACAUUACUAUGAAAAGAAAAUUACAUAAUAUAUAUUUCUUUUUUUACAGUUUUUAAGCAAUUAUAUUCUCUGCAUUUCAAUUAGUAUUCGUUAAAUACGCUCACUAUGGCAGAAAAGUGAUGACCAAUCUGUCUUUUUUUUUAUUAAAAUACAUUCUCAGUUCUGAAAAAAAAAAAAAAAGCUCUUUUUUUUUCCUUCGAGCAAUUGUAAAUAUUAGCUUCUUAGUCUGCGCUCUUUGUCGUUCGAAAACAUUCCACGCGACGUCUGUCGUAAAGCGGGGGCCAAAAAAAUGCCAGAGAUAUGUCAGUCACGUCGCGUGCGACACGCGGCGAUGUUAGAUUACCAUCGAGCAUUUUAAUGUUGGCAUGCUUGCGCGCACAGGCACAGAACCUGGAUGGGAGGGGUUGAGGAAGGGAGGGAGGUAAUAACUGGCGCUUGGCGUACGUGUAAUAACCGAGUGAUUUCAUGAGCUGUCCAACCAGCUACGCGUGACUUGAGCGGGAUUAAUUAAAGCUAACACUCGACACGCUACACGAAGGUCAUUCACCCAGCUCUUCGUCCACAUAACCUCGCUGUAGUGAGCUCUGACGUCACGUAUGUUGAACCUUCCCCCGGUUACAACGAACUUUGACCGGAGGUUUUUUUUUCUUUUUUAGAAAAAAAGCACAAAUUGCAAAGAAGAUAAUAUCUGCACCAAAAAUUCUCUGUUUCUGUUUUCUUAAACGACAUUAACAAUAAUACAAAGAUGUCCUUAAAAAAAUUGUUGUUGAUUUUAUAAAAUCUUAAUAUUAAUGCAUUUUUAUUGAAGUUUGUCAAAGGAAAUAGAACUCUUUUUAAAUGUCUGGAUGACAUUAUUUUUGACAUCGCACUGUCCGUUUACACACUUAUAGGGUUUGAAAAUAUAUUUUCAGGACUGUAUCAGGACUAAUAUUGUAAAACAAUUUUCCUUUCGCGAACACAUUUGUAAUUACACAUAAGAAUUCUUUAUAUUUGUACAAAUAUUUACCACGUAUAAUACAGACUGAAUUUAUAUGGGGUGAAUAUAUUUUAACAACCAUUUGUUCUUCUGGGGGAACUUAUUUGUGUCUAAAAUUUUAUUAUAAAAAUAGUGUUUAAGUGUAAGUGUAUAUUUUGUAAAUCUAUUUUAUUUUUAUUAACAAAUUGAAAUGUAAAUAAACUGCGUUUUACUACUA
Molecule: messenger RNA, 4260 nt
Organism: Bacillus rossius redtenbacheri
Lineage: Eukaryota; Metazoa; Arthropoda; Insecta; Phasmatodea; Bacillidae
Exons: 3
Coding region: 195-746 (183 amino acids)
Source: RefSeq, a predicted model, not a curated record